Molecule: messenger RNA, 1800 nt
Organism: Saccostrea cuccullata (small rock oyster)
Lineage: Eukaryota; Metazoa; Mollusca; Bivalvia; Ostreida; Ostreidae
Exons: 4
Coding region: 136-798 (220 amino acids)
Source: RefSeq, a predicted model, not a curated record
UGUAUGCAUUACACUUCACGUAUUCCAACAUAAUACACGAAGGGUAAUUACAGUGAAAAUGUGAGGGGUAGACAGACCUUAUUCAGAGGCAAAUACAAUAAGUUAUCAAAGACAGUAAAUAUAAAAUAUUUAGAAAUGCUUCUUGUCCUGUUCUUGUGUUUUGGAAUAUUGAAGCACCAAAGUUUAGCUUCAACAACGCAGGACGUCAGUACUUAUAGUGACAGCACUACAGAACAAACAAGUACUAUUACUAGCACCUCAGAAUCGACGGUCACUACACAGAUUGUAACUUCAGAGUCAACAGUUACUACAAUGCAAACAACCACAGCAGUGAACGAUUUGUGGUGCUACAGCUGUACAGACACCCAGCGUGGUGCUGACUGUCAAACAAACAUAAAAACUAUGGCGGGAGAGGGAGGUGAAGUAAAGGACCGAAUAAAGACGGCAAAAGAACAAAGUACACAACAGAGUACAAUGAAAUACGCGAAGAACUGUGGGGGAUACGCAAACUUCACAUAUUGUAUGAUUGAAACAAUUGAAAAUAGAGGAGAGGUACAUUCCUAUAUUAGGGAUUGUUCUGAUGGGGCAUCCUUCUCCUACAGACUCUCUAAGCUGAGUAACGUCCACCCAGACAACCAGACGACAUGUGGCUACACGGGGCAGGGAUACGUCAUAUGUGUACGUCUGUGUCAGACAAACUUUUGUAACGGACCAUUCCCUUUGUCUGCAGCGAAUACAGAGAAACAUUGGAAUGGACUUUUAUUCGUUUUAUUUAUGGCAUAUUGUUUGUUUUUCUGAAAAUGGAUCGAUUCAGAGACUAAGAGUCUUCAAAAGAAAAACAUGUUUUUGUACAGAUCUUGUACAAUAGCAAAAGUUUAUGUCAGAAAGACGGUAAAAGAGUGAUACAUAUUCUACAUAUCUGUCUUGAAAGUUUCUUUGUUCAAAACACGUAUGUCCAGCUUCAUAGUACAAGAUUAUAUCAUCGAAUAAUAUUUGAAACAAGGAUUAAGGAUGUAAAGUAUGAAUCAUGUGUAAAUGAUGUUCUGAUAAUCUGUUAUAUGUGUCUCCUAUCGCUCAUCACUAAAUUUGAUAUUCAAAUAGUAACAAGAGCUAGAAAAUCUGAUUGUUUAUCAUUUAAAGAUAAUUAAUUGAUGAAACCGUAAAUGUUCUGCUUUGUUUUUUCUUGAUUGUUCUCUAUUUGAAUUAUUCCUUCGAAAAAGGAUGGUGUAGAUAGUGGAAACAUAAAGCAACAUUAACGUAAACGAAAUGCAUUUGUUAAAUAUCCUUUUUUCUGUCUACAAGAGUUUCCUUUGAAUUUACAGGUGCCAUAUAUAUUAGGGGAAAAUAUUUAAGUUCUUGUGUCACUGGUUAAACAUGGUAAACAAAAAAAUUCCAGGUCAAAACAUUUUCUAAUCUUCUGCUAUUAACCAAUCAAAAAGACUAUAUGAUGCUCGAACUCACGUGUUAUGAUGCAUAAACAUAAACUGGCCAGUUGGUAUUUAAUCAUUUCUAUCUGACAACGAUACUGAAAGCCUCGCUGUCAUCUAUCCAAGCUUUUUUACUUUACCUAUAUUUAGAGGUACAUGUACAUGGCACUAUAAUUUAUUUGUACAUUUUAUUUUGAAUGAAUCUAUUUAUUGAUAAUUAAAUUGUUUUUGUACUGUUGUAUGUACGUACUUCUGAUUUCACGAAUUUUUAAGGAGGAUAGCAUAUUGAAAUUUCAUUUUGCAUUGUGUAACCAGGUUUGGUCAUUGUCAUUUUUUGUGUAUUUUUGCAUCAAUCACGUGAUUUUUUUAAUAA